AUGGACAAACACGGCGUGAAGGCCCCUUUGUGGAGGAAGGAGGUAGAGGAUCCCGAGGCCAGAGAGGAGGAGCUGGAGGACGAUUCAUCAUCGUCCUCGUCGUCGUCGUCGGUAGAGGAGAGGUCGGACCCGGAGAGCGCGACGGAGACAGAGGAGGACUCCCGAGACGCGGAUGAGCGUGAGGCCCGCUCGGUGUCCUACAGUCCGCUGCGCCAGGAGCCCAGCAGCCAGCAGGUGGCGCUGCUGCGACGCUCGGAUAGCAGCUUCUGGGGCUGGCUCAGCCCGUUCGCUCUGCUGGGUGGCCUGGCGGCCCCCGCGGACAGGAAGCGGGGUGCCCCGGAGGAACCGUGCGUGUUGGAGACGCGGCGGCGGCCACCGCGCCGCGGGGGCUGUGCGCGCUGUGAGAUCCUUUUCUGCAAGAAGUGCAAGACUCUGCACAGCCACCCGGCCUACGUGGAGCACUGUAUUCUUGAGCACCCUGACCUGGGUAAGGCGGAGGCCGCCGGCAACUCUGAGCACAUCCACUCCCAGCCUCUGCGCCCUCAAUGCUCCAAACUCUUCUAUCUGUAGUGAGUUCCACAGAACUGUCCCUUCAAGCCGCCAUCCUUAGCGCCUCCUUCCGGUGAGAAGUCCCUCUGUCGGUUCACGGUUCCACCUGUUGUCUUGCAGAAACUAAGCACUCCUCCCCAGACAGUACCCAGCACGUGCAGCCCUCCUGACCCUCACGCCUUCAACACAGCCUUACCUGCAUCGUUUUCAGGUCCUCUGGCCUCUAUCCAGGCAAUGGCCUGGAGAAAAAUAGCCUCGGGGUUUCCUCAGCCCUCUUAAUAAAUUGCCUCUCUCCCUCUAACUCGGCAAUAAAGUCU
Messenger RNA from Grammomys surdaster, 866 nucleotides. It is a transcript of the gene Pgbdf, whose product is annotated as chromosome unknown C17orf50 homolog. The record is from RefSeq and is a predicted model, not a curated record. The coding region runs from base 1 to 570 and encodes 189 amino acids. The transcript is spliced from 3 exons. NCBI's taxonomy places the organism in Eukaryota, Metazoa, Chordata, Mammalia, Rodentia, Muridae.